AUGAGGCACGAGCGAGGUGGAUCAGUCAGGCUGCGGCGCCACACGGUGAAGGAGCGCCGUGCCCGCGUCUCGGAACGGUGGGUCGCAGGUCUCGGGGCAUUGGUGGGGGGAGUGAUGGCGACGCAGCACCACCAGCACCAAGCACCAGCAAGAGGCGACGCUGACAGCUCGGCAGUGAAACCUAACAUGGCCGGCUACCUCGCCCUCAGGUCCAUGGAAGAGAACGGUAAGUCUCGAUAUUUUGCUUUCCAGGCUCUGUUACCCUGCAGGCUGGGCACAGGAACACUGCCUCGCCAACAGGAACGCUUAAAUUGUGUGAGGGAAGACCACGCAGGGGGAGGCGGCGCAGCGGGAGAGGAGGAGGAUCAUUUUAAACAGGAGUUGCUCGUCGCGGUGCAAACAGGUGAUGAGGAAAAGUUGCGCCACGCCCUUAAGCAUCUACCACCGAAGGCUGUCAACCACGUGUUCCCUCACCCAGUGUCCGCCACAGCCCUGCAUGUGGCCACCCAGAACAACUCAUUUGAACUGGUCAAGGCGCUGCUGGAGGUGCCCGCUGACACUGGUGCCCGGGACUGGAGAGGCAAGAAGUACUGCCCACUGCACUAUGCUGCCCACAAUGGCAAUGUGGAGGUACUGGAGGCACUGCUGAAGGCUGGUGCCGACCCCAAUGCAAAGGAAGGUGAGUUUGGCCGUACAUCCCUUCAUAUUCUGGCCAAUCGCUGGAAGAACAAUGAAGAUUCUUACAAGGCUUGUCUGGAUGCUCUUUUGUCCUGUAAGAGAAUCAAAGUGGAUGCCCUUGAUAGCAGCAAGGCCACACCCCUCUUCAUGGCUGCCACCAAAGGUUGGGAGUACAUGGUGAGGAAACUCAUCAAUAUGGGAGCCAAUAUAAAUGCAGCUGUGGGGAACAAAACUGCUUCUGAUGUGAUUAAAAAGAAGUUCAAUGACUUGCUAGACACAAUUGACUUUUCAGUAAUUCAAAAACCAAAAAGAUAUUUCAGUGAUGAACUCUAUGAUGCACUGAUCAACACAGACUUACAGCUGUUUCAGGAAAUUUUGAAUGAAAUUGACAACUCAGAGGAAAAAUCAAAGGUAUCAGCACUGGAAGAAGACCAUGGGGAAUAUACACUUUUGCAAUAUGCUUGUGACAAUGGUCUGGCAGAUUUUGUUGAAGAGUUACUAAAAAAUGGAGCCAAUGCAGCCAGGAAGGAUGAAACCAGCCUCAUGAGCCCUGUAUUGUAUGCUGCAAGGAAUGGUUACCACAAAAUCUUGGAAAUGCUUCUGAGAACCUUAAAAGAACAGAAGGAACUUGACAAAGGAGUCUUGAGACAUAAAGACCUAAGAAAGGAAACUGUUCUUCAUAAAGUGAUCAAGAGGGAAUAUGCAGCCAAGCAAGAAGGUGUCAACUACUACAUGUGCCUUGAACUCCUUCUUGAGAAACGGUACUUAGACCUUGACGCACAGGAUGAAUUUGGCAACACUGCUUUACAUUAUGCAGUGCUUUGUGACGAUCAGAGCUUUGUUCGCAUUCUACUGCUCAAUGGUGCUCAUCUAGGAAUCAGGAAUCAGUUUGGCACCUUAGCCAUUACCCGUAUUCAGGCAUCUGUACUUGAAGAGGUACUUAAUGACUGCAUCAAGUACAAACACAAUGUGGCAGACCGUGAGUUUGAAAUUAUUCUUUACUACAGCAUGUUGGCUCCGGCUCAGACAUCUCAGCAACCAGAAACAGAAUGUCUGAGGUUCCUGAGUGGUUCUCGUAAGCACCGACACCUCUUGCUGCACCCUAUCAUUGACACUUUCCUCUUCCUUAAGUGGCAAAGGAUUCAGAAGUACUACUACUUCAACAUUAUUGCAUAUACAAUUUUCCUAAUACUCCUCACUGCUUACAUUCUCUUUUACCAUGGAACUUUUGUGCCAGAAACAGAAAAUGUAAUGAACAAUGACACACAAAAACAAAAUGUAUCAUCAGAGAAUAGCAGUGAUGCACCAGAUAUGGAAAUGUAUGACCUUGCCCUAAAAUAUGUUUUUAAAGCACUUAUAUUCAUCUUUGCUUUGUACAUCGCAGUGAGGGAAGGCGUUCAAUUCUAUGUCUCUUGGAAGCUGUAUGUCAAAAGACUGGAAAACUGGCUAGAAAUUUCAAUAGUUGUUCUCACAUGUAUUGUACUCUUUAUACCAGUGAAUGCUGUACAUCAGCAGAGUCUUUGUGCCUGGCUGGUACUGUUCUCUUGGACAGAAUUCGUGCUACUAUUAGGACGUCACCCUUAUUUGUCCAUUUACAUAACCAUGUUCACCACUGUCACUUUCAAUUUUCUUAAAUUCAUCAUUAUGUUUUCCUUCAUGAUUGUUGCCUUCAGUAUCAGUUUCUUUCUAGUUUUCCAGGUACAUGAUAGCUUCACAACAUACUAUCAAUCUCUCCUGAAGACAAUUGCCAUGUUCACAGGUGAAAUAGAGUACACAGAUUUGCCUCUUGCUGCUUUUCCAGUUUCAUCACAUUUACUGUUUGUUGUGUUUGUGUUCCUCAUUGUUCUUGUCCUAAUGAAUCUUCUCAAUGGUCUUGCUGUUAGUGACAUUCAGCAGAUCCAGCAGGAAGCUGAGAUUGUCAGUUACAGCAGUAGGGUGGAGUUAGUCUCAUACAUUGAGUCUGUGUUUCUGGCCAGUCCCUUGCAUCAGAUCUUCCCAGGAUCCCUCAGAUGCUGUGAGGGAGGUGAUGAGAAGGAUGACUGUUAUUUGAGAGCAUGUAUUGAGUCCCACAACCCAGCCAUCAGACUUCUCAACUGGUUGGGUCGACGCACCCUCAUGUUCCAGACGUGCCUUCGUAAUCCAUGGAUAUCUGUGUACCCGAAUCGAGGAAGGGACCGCUGGCACGUCUGUGACUGUCACAGCUUCCAUUUAAAGGAGGCUCAGAUUGAAGCAGCAAAAGAUGUUGUGCUUGAGAAGGAACAUGCUGUUGACACCCACCGUCUAUCUGGCCUUGAAAAUCGCCUUGAUGAAGUAAUGGCAGCAAUAUCUUCUCUCACAGACAAAGUUAAUAAACAUGUCCUUUGUCCUUCCCCAGAGUGACCAAAAGAAUCCUCAGAUGCCCUUGUUGUAAUCAGUGUGUAAUUGUUGCCAUAAGUCUAAUUUCAUUACAGCAAGGAUUUCAGUAAACACUAAGGAGCUAUUUAAAGCAGCCAUCUAGAUCAAAGUUUGCCUAAAUAUGUCAUGUUUCUUACAACAGUCUGAGUGAUUCAUGUUCAGUCUGGGUGAUUUAUAUUCUAGAAUGUAACUUGUUUUGCAAAUCAGAUGUUUAUUAAUGCUGUUGGCAAAGGAACAUGGACAUAUUGUACUGCUUGCUCCUGAAAGUUUUAACAUUUCAGCAUUGCAUUCUAACAUGUGUAGAGUAACACUAACAUAGUAUCAUUGACAGAAAGGCUUUCCUUGGAUGGCAUGUAAAUUUACAUAUUUAAUCUCACAGAGCCAUUGAUUGAGUGUGUUUUGACAAUAUUUACUCUUAAUUUCUCUGUUCAACAUUAUUAUAGUUUUAAAUACAAUAAGUAGCCAGGUUUGGUGUGUAGCCUACUAUAGCACUUAUUUGGAAAGGUAAUGGUAAUGUAGAUUUAAUUUUUGCCUUAUUUGUACUUAUAUUUUCCUAUUAAUUGGCAUUAAGGCACAAUGAAGGGUUGAUGUUUGAUAGUGUGGCAAUAUAUAUAUAUAUAUAUAUAU
Messenger RNA from Scylla paramamosain (green mud crab), 3699 nucleotides. Its product is annotated as transient receptor potential channel pyrexia-like. Gene Ontology annotation, molecular function: protein binding; monoatomic ion channel activity. Lineage: Eukaryota; Metazoa; Arthropoda; Malacostraca; Decapoda; Portunidae. The record is from RefSeq and is a predicted model, not a curated record. Gene Ontology annotation, cellular component: membrane. Gene Ontology annotation, biological process: monoatomic ion transport; transmembrane transport.